This is a messenger RNA of Ruditapes philippinarum (Manila clam), 936 nucleotides long. RefSeq names its product transcription intermediary factor 1-alpha-like. Lineage: Eukaryota; Metazoa; Mollusca; Bivalvia; Venerida; Veneridae. The record is from RefSeq and is a predicted model, not a curated record. Gene Ontology annotation, biological process: positive regulation of DNA-templated transcription. Gene Ontology annotation, molecular function: zinc ion binding; ubiquitin-protein transferase activity. Gene Ontology annotation, cellular component: nucleoplasm; chromatin. The transcript has 2 exons. Bases 271 to 681 code for a protein of 136 amino acids.
AAGCUUAUGUAAACAUUUAGAAUUAUCGAUUUGGAAGUUAUGUGCAUUGAAACGAGGCGUUUUUGUCAUUGACAACGAUAGUCAACAUAACUUAGCUAAAAUUGGAGAUGAUUAUUAAACAUAGAAUUAAUUUGAAAGCUUGAGAACUGUGUUUACGUUUUGCUGUAAAUUAACAUGUUUUAAAUGACUGUGACACAAAAUUUGGAAUUGGGACAACUUUAUCAGUGAAUAAACAGUUCAGAUAACACAUUGAACAAAUUUUUCUACAAAAUGGCUACUGGUAGUCAAAUAGAUACGGAUAUUCUUUCCGAUGAAAUAUUUGAUGUAUUAUGUUCAAUGUGUAAAGAUAAAGGAAAAAAUACUGAAGGCGAAAAAUUCUGUGUAGAUUGCCACGAUUACUUUUGUAGAGCUUGUGUUCAAGUUCACAAUGAAGUACCUGUAUUAGUUGGUCACAAGGUGUUGGAUAAAUCCCAAGUUAAAUCAGGAACCAGUAAAGGUCUGCCGAGGGCACCAGCAGGGAGAUGUGACAGACACGGUCAUAAACCCAUUGAUAUGUAUUGCCAUAACCAUGAUAAUGUUGGCUGUUCUACAUGUAUGGCAGUUGAUCAUAGAUUAUGCAAGGAUACAUUCUACAUACCAGAACUUAUGCAAAAAAUAUGUACCAAGUUACAUCCGCAGUAAUACAAAGAAAACUCAAAAACAUAGCCAAGACCCUUGCUAAACAAUCUGAUAGAUUUAAACAGGAUAAACAAAGGCUGCUAAAGAGGAAAGCAGAAAUACUGGCUGCUAUCAGAAAAUUCCGUCAAGAAAUCAAUGACCAUCUUAAAGACAUUUUCUACAGUUUUAUGAAAAAUUAAUCCUUUCAUAGAAUUUUCUAAAUUUUUUGUAUGAUGAGUAAAAUUUAAUGACAAAUUUAAAAAUAAAAAGAAAAAUAUA